GUUUUCAAACAUACAGUUUUCAAACAUAUAGUUUUCAAACAUACAGUUUUCAAACAUACAGUUUUCAAACAAACAGUUUUCAAACAUACUGUUUUCAAACAUACAGUUUUCAAACAUACAGUUUUCAAGCAUACAGUUUUCAAAAAUACAGUUUUCAAACAUACAGUUUUCAAUACGAUGAGAAGAAUUCUCAAUAUGUGUGUUUGUAUCAGUUUUUAUAUCCAUGUAUGUAUCCAUUUAUCCAUGUGUAAUAUCCGUACUUACAUCCGUUUUUAUAUCUGUGUAUGUGUCCGUAUAUCCGGGUAUGUAUCCGUGUAUCCAUGUUUAAUAUCCGUGCUUACAUCCUUUUUUAUAUCCACCUAUGUAUCUGUGUAUCCAUGUUUAAUAUCUGUGCGUACAUCCGUUUUUAUAUCCGACUAUGUAUCCACAUAUCCGUGUUUAUAUCCGUGCUAACAUCAGUUUUUAUAUCAGUGCAUGUAUCCGUGUAUCCGUGUUUAUAUCCUUGUAUACAUGUUUGUAUCCGUGUAUCCGUAUUUGUAUCCGUGCUUACAUCAGUUUUUAUAUCUGUGCAUGUAUCCGUGUAUCCAUGUUUUAUGCGUACUUACAUCCGUUUUUAUAUUUGUGUAUAUAUCCGUGUAUCCAUGUUUAAUAUCCGUGCUUACAUCCGUUUUUAUAUCCGUGUAUGUAUCCAUGUAUUCGUGUUUAUAUCCGUGCUAACAUCAGUUUUUAUAUCCGUGCAUGUAUCCGUGUAUCCGUGUUUAUAUCCGUGUAUACAUGUUUUUAUCUGUAUAUCCGUAUUUGUAUCCGUUAUCCAUUAAUGUAUCCGUGUAUCUGUGUUUGUAUCCGUGUAACCGUGUUUGUAUUGGUGUAACUGUGUUUGUAUCCGUGAAACCGUGUUUGUAUCCGUGUUUGUGUGGGUGUAUACAUGUUUGUAUCCGUGUAUCCAUGUUUGUAUCCAUGUAUCCGUAUUUAUAUCCGUGCUUACAUCAGUUUUUAUAUCUGUGUAUGUAUCCGUGUAUCCAUGUUUUUAUCCGUACUUACAUCCGUUUUCAUAUCUGUGUAUGUAUCCGUGUAUCCGUGUUUAUAUCCGUGUAUUCAUGUUUGUAUCAGUUUAUCCGUGUAUGUAUCCAUGCAUCCAUGUUUGUAUCCGUGUAUCCAAGUUUGUAUCCGUGUAUCCGUGUUUGUAUCUCUGUAUACAUGUUUGAAUCUGUGUAUCCAUGUUUGUAUCCGUGUAUCCGUAUUUGUAUCCGUUAUCAAUGAAUGUAUCCGUGUAUCCGUGUUUGUAUCCGUAUAUGUAUGGGGGUAUCCGUGUUUGUAUCCGUGUAUCCGUGUUUGCAUCCGUGUAACCGCGUGUUUGUAUCAGGUAACCGUAUUUGUGUCCGUGUAUCCGUGUUUGUAUCCGUGUAACCGUGUUUGUAUCCGUUUAUCCGAAUUUGUAUCCGUUAUCCAUGAAUGUAUCCGUGUAUCUGUGUUUAUAUCCAUAUAUGUAUCCGUGUAACUGUGUUUGUAUCCGUGUAACUGUGUUUGUAUCCGUGUAACCGUGUUUGUAUCCGUGUAACUGUGUUUGUAUCCGUGUAACUGUGUUUGCAGAUGAUAUGAAAAUAAUAUGAUUGAUGGGCCCAAGGGAAUAAUUAGAGAUGAGUAAAAUAUAAUAAUGUUACAGAAAAGCAAAUAUAUAUCUACAUAAAGAUGACUUUUCACUUGACCAGAAUAAGAAGAUCCGAUCAAUAAAAACCUAGGUUCAGAAAUAAGAGAAGUUUCAAUAAAAAACUAGAAAAAUACUGCAGAUUCCAAUAGGAUAAAGUUUCGUUCAACAUCUUCAAGAGCUAAGUAGACCACGCUACGAAAAACUACAUUUUGCAGCUUUCAUUCAUACGUUCUUAAAUGGAAUUAGUUGCUGCUGAGUUAAACAUCAUUGCUCAGAGCAAUCCUAAAUCCUCCUGGGAGACAAUAAACUGAACCAUGUACAGUAAAUUCUGUGGACUGGAGAACCAAAUUUUCUAUAUAAAGCAAACUAAUGCAGGAAAAAAAGUUGAGAAACUAAUCUAUAUAAAAUAAAGGAAAUUUUAUAAUCCCCGAUACAGGCACUCUAUAUAAUACAACAAUGUAUUAAUAACUGAUCAAAACAAACUUAGAAACUUUUGUGAGAGUGAAAAAUCUAGCAGUUUCUUCUUCAAAAUACUAUAGUAAGAGUCAGUGUUCUAAAUACCUCUGAACCUGUUAGAUGGCAUAAGGAAACUGUAGAGCAAACUGUUUUAAGGUUUUACGGAAACUCAGUGAAAAACUCUAUUCCUAGGUUGAUAGUUAACAUCUUCUAACCCUGCAAGAAUAGCUCACUCAAGGAAAAAGUAGAAAAAUGAACGGGACCGAUCUUACUCCGGAUAUCCCCGGGAAUCUAACAGACGAAGAUGAAUCUUGGAUAAAGAAUUCUUUAUCCCUGUGUCUAGAAGGGGUUCUACUCCCUAUCCUUGCACUUUUCGGAAUUGUUGGAAAUAUAUUGUGCCUGUUCGUGUUUAACCAAAAGAAGGUUGAACUGAAACCCAGUUUCUCGAAUAUUCUAAAGUGUCUCUCGGUCUUUGAUAUUCUCUUCCUGGUUGGAAUGGUUCUACUCUACACAGUACCCAGAGCAUCAUCAACCUAUAGAACCAACAUUGAACCUGUAAUCCUUCCCGUCCUGCUUCCUUUAACCCAGGUUACUCUCACAGGAAGCGUUUACAGUGUUGUUGCUGUUGCUGUUGAGAGAUAUUACACAAUAUGUAGACCGUUCAAGUACAAUAUGAUGGGUGAAUGUAAGGGGUUACCGUACAUCAUGAUAAUCAUCAUCUUCUCCUUCGUGUACAACAUCAACAAGUUCUUCGAGCUCACAACCAUCAGUAAACUUGUAGAAACAGAGGCCGGGAACCACAGCGUAUACGUAAAUGAAAUGACUCCUCUGAGAAAAAAUGCCACCUACACUACAGUUUACAUUCUGUACAACACUUGCGGUAUGGGAAUCCUUCCCAUCUUCCUCCUCACAUUCCUUAAUAACAGGAUAGUACGAGAUAUGAAACAAGCGACAAGGAUUCACAAUAAUAUCUCUAAAUCCCAGAGGAGGGAUGGUGCAAUGUCUGCUCUGUUGACCGGCAUAGUUGUGGUCCUGGUUAUCUGCCACUCUCCCAAAACAAUAAUAAAUAUGCUUGAAUCAUACCAGACAUUGGUUUACGGAGACUUUCAGUCUCCUCCUGGUUGGGGAAACCUUGUCAUAAAAGUUAGUCAUCUACUCCUAACCUUCUCUUCUGCAGCUAAUAUACUUAUAUAUUCAUACAAGGAUUUUCGGUUCAGAACAAUUCUUGCUUCGUUCUGCAGCUUCAGCCAUCCUCACUCAGACGUGAGUUCCCGUGGUGAGGGAAGUAUAGGAGAUCAUGUAAUCAGGACAAAUACUAACAAUAUUCACAGAACUAAGGAAACUAUUCUUUAAACUAGAUAUUCCAGGGACCAUAAGCAUUACAUUGAUUCUUUUAUUUUGUACUAGCUCCCGGCGUUGCCCGUGGAAUUUAAAAAGCACUAGACAGUUCGAAUUGAAAAAAAAAAUAUUUUAGCCUAUUUUACUCUUAGGACACUCUUGGGUACCCUCAACCAAUUUAGUCCAGCAGUGUGACCAGCUAUAGCUAACAAAUAUAUACAUAUAUAUAAUAUAUGAUCGAAGAGCUUUAUUAUUUAGAUAUUUGCACAAACUUGGGCCCUGAAAUAGAUACUAUAAUUGGUUGAGAUGAGUUCAACGUGAAUAUUAGGCGAGUCUAGGGCCCAUAUAUUAUAUGAUAUCCAUGCAGUUGACUAUAUGGUCCAGGGCCCAAACUAAAAAACAAACAAAAUUAUGAUAAUGUGAUAGAUCUAUUGAUUUGCCUUGGCAUAAAAUAUUUUGGUUGCCAAGUAUGUCUGUAUGUUUUGGAAAUAUAUAUGAAUACAAAUUAUUUAUAAAUAUCAUAAACAUGGCAGCAAUACCCCCCCCCUCACUACAUUUCUUGUUUUUAAAUCAUUACAACAAUUUUAAAUUUAUAAAAUUAUAGAAAUAGAAUUAAUAAUAAUGAAUAUCCAGUCAGUAUUUUUCCAGUAAUAUAAAAAGAGCUUCAUUAAAAGAAACUCUAUUUUUCCUUUUAAUGAAAAUGUAAAAUGUAUGUCACAUUGUCUAUAUAAUGUUAUUGUUAUAUAUUAUUUUUGAGAAUAUAUAUCCGAAUUUAAGAGCUGUUGCAUAUAAAGAAAAGAUAGAAACAUUUGUAUCAAAUGUUUAAAUCCUAUAUUCUAUUCUAGCUUUAAGACCUAUAUAUUGUAUCUGUAUCUGAUAAGAGGAACACAGAUGUGAAUAACUAUAUCACUUCCCUGUAAUAUCUCUGUGCACUGUAUUUCUUCCCUGUAAUAUCUCUGUGAAUACCUGCAUUACUUCCCUGUAAUAUCUCUGUGAAUACCUGUAUUCCUACCCUGUAAUAUCUCUGUGAAUACCUGUAUUCCUACCCUGUAAUAACUCUGUUAAUAGCAGUAUUAAUUUCCUGUAAUAUCUCUUUCAAUAGCUGUAUUACUUUCCUGUAAUAUCUCUGUGAAUAGCUGUAUUACUUUCCUGUAAUAUCUCUUUCAAUAGCUGUAUUACUUUCCUGUAAUAUCUCUUUCAAUAGCUGUAUUACUUCCCUGUAAUAUCUCUGUGAAUACCUGUAUUUCUUCCCUGUAAUAUCUCUGUGAAUACCUGUAUUUCUUCCCUGUAAUAUCUCUGUGAAUACCUGUAUUCCUACCCUGUAAUAACUCUAUGAAUACCUGUAUUCCUACCCUGUAAUAACUCUAUCAAUACCUGUAUUCCUACCCUGUAAUAACUCUAUCAAUACCUGUAUUCCUACCCUGUCAUAUCUCUGUGAAUACCUGUAUUCCUACCCUGUAAUAACUCUAUGAAAAUCUGAAUUCCUACCCUGUAAUAUCGCUAUUAAUAUCUGUAUUUCUACCCAGUAAUAACUCUAUGAAUAAUGAAUAUAGCUGUAUUUAUACUGGGAAAUAACUUUAUGAAUACCUGUAUUCCUACUUUGUAAUGACUUAUCAAUAUACCUGUAUUCCUAAUGUACAAUAAUUCUAUGAAUACUUGUAUUUCUACUCUGCAUUAACUCUAUUAAUGCCUGUUUUCCUACUCUACAAUAACUCUAUGAAUAUCUGUAUUCCUACUUUACAAUAACUCUAUGAGUACCUGUAUUCCUACUAUGUAAUAACUCUAUGAAAUUAGCUGUAUUCUUACUCUACAAUAACUCUACAAAUAUCUGUACUUCUGCUCUGCAUUAUCUCUAUUAAUAUCUGUAUCUACGAAUACCUGUAUUCCUACUCUACAAUAACUUCAUGAAUACCUAUAUUCCUACCCUGUAAUAACUCUAUAAAUACCUGUAUUCCUACCCUGUAAUAACUCUAUAAAUACCUGUAUUCCUACCCUGUAGUUUUCCUCAUGAGACACAUCAAAUACAGUUACUACAGUUAUUACAACAAUGUUGUCUUCUUUUUUUGUUUUCUGGUUAUCACUGAACCGGAAUUCUUUUCCAAAAUGUUGUAAUUCAUGACCAAAAUUACUUUGUCGUUGUAAUUCUUCUCUAAAAUUACUAUGUAAACAGUUGUAAAUGGUAACCAAAAUUACAAAGUUAACAGUUGUAAUUCGUAACAAAAAUUGCUAUGCUAAAAGGAGUGUUUGCGAACAAUGAAAGGGGGUAUACAUAGGUUUUCGUGAAAAAAAAAUUUGAUGCGAUCGCUACUUAUCUGUUGCGCCUAUAAGGAGAAAAUGGUUAAACGCAACUCAUACCAAACAACGUAGCGCCCUUACAAAUACAGAAAGUUGCGAUAUUCAACGCAUUCGUAUUUAGUUGAUAUUUCAUAUUAUGUUUUAUUUGUUUUAUAUGCAAUGCACUUAAAACGAUGAUUUUUUGUCCGCUAGGUGUCUCUCCCACAUGCAACCACAAAAACAUCGAGAGCAGAGACACCUAGCGGCAAACUAAUCGUCGUUUAAAUUGCAUUAUAUAUAAAACCAAUAAAAAUAUUAUGAAAUAUCAACUAUAUACGAAUGCGUCGAAUAAAAUUCGAUGAUUAUAGGU
This is a messenger RNA of Eurytemora carolleeae, 6086 nucleotides long. RefSeq names its product FMRFamide receptor. NCBI's taxonomy places the organism in Eukaryota, Metazoa, Arthropoda, Copepoda, Calanoida, Temoridae. The transcript has 13 exons. Gene Ontology annotation, cellular component: membrane. Gene Ontology annotation, biological process: G protein-coupled receptor signaling pathway. The coding region runs from base 2357 to 3457 and encodes 366 amino acids. The record is from RefSeq and is a predicted model, not a curated record. Gene Ontology annotation, molecular function: G protein-coupled receptor activity.